AUGGCUUCAAUGAAGAUUCUCACUGUGGGCUCGCCCGCUGGUUCAAUCCGCGAGCUCUUCACCAAAGUCAAAGCCCUCGACGCGAAGCAUGGCAAGUUCGACCUCCUACUUUGCGUCGGCGACUUCUUCGGACAGCCCAAGGAGGAAGGGGAGGCGUAUUUGGAGGAUGACGAGGUGCUGCUGCUGCUGGAGGGAAAACUGGAAGUGCCCGUCGAGUGCUAUAUCAUGCAAGGCGAACAUCCACUGCCUGCUCCUGUGAUUGAAAAGUUUGCGAAGACUGGAAGUGCACUCACAAAGGGCGUGCACCUACUCCACAAGUCGGGAGUAAUCAUGACACCGAAAGGACUGCGUAUUGCCUGCCUUGGAGGUACAUACGAUUCCAAUCUAUAUGUUGCAUCUGAAUCGGCGCAUGGGUUCACCUCGCCCUACUUUACGUCACAGACAGUAGACAGACUACUGUCUAACACGCUGACCACCUCAAAACCCGGAGGUCAACAAAACUACACCUCGCUCGCCGCCAUCAAGGCCAAUGCGGCGACCUCCCAACUCGUCGACAUCUUCAUCAGCAACGCCUGGCCAUCAUCCAUUACCCAUGCAUCCAAUGCUCCUCUUCCCGACCCCGCUCUUCUGUCCAUUGGGGUUGACCCUGUCGCCGAGAUCGCCCAGAGAACGAAGCCACGCUACCACUUCGCUGCGGGCGGAGGGAGCCCGCCAAAGUUCUGGGAACGUGAGCCGUUCGUGUGGGACGAGGACAACGGGCGCGUGACGCGUUUUGUGAGUCUGGGCGCAUUUGGCGGGCCGCCGACGGAGGGCAAGAAACAGCGAUGGUUCUAUGCGUUCAGCGUAGCGCCAGUCACCCCAGACAGUCCGCCACCUCCUCGACCAGCGAACGCUACGCAAAACCCAUUCAUAGGAGAGGUCGCGCGCCCGCCAAAGCGACCGCUUGAGUCGGAUGAGGGUGCGAACUACCGCUGGGGCGACGUAAAGCAGCCAGGGAAGCGUAGCCGAACAGAUGGAGAGCCGGGCAAGCCUCCGGCGGGCUACAAAUGCAAGAUCUGCGAGGCGCCAGAUCACUUCAUAACAGACUGUCCGGACCGAGCAAAACCAAAAGAAGGCUACAUCUGCAAGGUCUGCAACGAGCCCGGUCACUUCGUACGAGACUGUCCGGUCAAGAACGCGGUUGGUGAUACAGGGGGGCGAAAGCCGAAGGAAGGCUACGUAUGCAGAGCAUGUGGGAGUGAGAACCAUUUUAUCCAGGAUUGUCCUGUUGCAAAUCAGCCCAGUGCUGGCCGGGGCGGCGGUCGUGGACGAGGGCCCCCGAAAGAGAUUGCUCCCGACGAGUGCUGGUUCUGCUUGUCAAAUCCUAACCUUGCGAAACACCUAAUCGUCUCGAUUGGCACAGAGUGCUAUGUCACACUUCCAAAGGGUCAAAUUAUCCCUACACAUACAGCAAAAGACCACCCGAAUGCACCGAGGGUGCCCGGAGGCGGGCAUGUCCUCGUCGUUCCUAUCACCCACUACCCAACAUACUCCUCUAUACCUCCCGACCUUGCUCCCCCCAUUGUGAAGGAGACCGACCGGUACAAGGACGCACUACGCUCACUGUACGCCAAGCACGGUGCCGCACCGGUAUGUUUCGAGGUCGGCCGGCUCUCAGCCAAAGGUGGCCACGCCCACGUGCAGAUCGUGCCCGUCCCGGAAAAGCUCAAAGACAAGGUUGAGGCGACGUUCCUCGACGAGGGCCGCCGGCACGGCAUCGAGUUUGAGGCAGACGCAGAGGAGGCGCUCCGGAGCUGCGAGGGCGGGCGCGGGAGCUACUUCCGCGUCGACCUGCCCGACGGGCGGAAGAUGGUGCAUUUGCUCAGGGACCAUGCGCCGUUUAGCGUGCAGUUUGGACGACAAGUGUUGGUUAUGCUGUUGGGUAUGCAAGAACGGUUCGAUUGGAAAACAUGUCUACAAUCGGAGGAAGAUGAUAAGUCGGAUGCUGAGGCUUUCAAGAAGGCCUUCGGUCCUUUCGACCCUUCGUUCAUUGCAUGA
Molecule: messenger RNA, 2037 nt
Organism: Rhodofomes roseus
Lineage: Eukaryota; Fungi; Basidiomycota; Agaricomycetes; Polyporales; Fomitopsidaceae
Product: nuclear protein
Exons: 13
Coding region: 1-2037 (678 amino acids)
Biological process (GO): mRNA splicing, via spliceosome
Cellular component (GO): post-mRNA release spliceosomal complex
Molecular function (GO): nucleic acid binding; zinc ion binding; RNA lariat debranching enzyme activator activity
Source: RefSeq, a predicted model, not a curated record